UAGGCCUCAUCAGGUCUAAGCUCUUUGGAUUUGCUCCGUUUAGGGCUUGCUGAAUAUCAUGAAUCUCUAAGUUUAUGUUUUUGUCAAAUCUGGGAUCUUUUCUGCUUUCAGUAAGAACUCUUUUCUCCAAAAUAAAAUUUUCUUUUCUUUAUAUAACACCUAUAAUGUGAAAUUUGGAUAGUUUGAUACUGUCCCACAAGUUUCUAAGGAUGUAUUCAUUUUUCCAAUGUUUUUUCCUCUCUUUUCAAAAUUUUUAGAAAAUUUUAUGUAUAAUAAUGAUUGUUAUAAAGGUACUAUAAUUUGAUAAUUCUAAGUUAUUAAAUAAGGUCUUAAGUAACAUAGAAGGCCUUUUGUUUUUCACAGGUAUAUUAAUUGAAUAGUAACACUUUAUGUAGAAUUGAGUUCAAUAUCCUCAUUUUAGGAGUGAUAAGUUACAUGACUUUCCUAUGGUCACAUAUUCUUGGAAGAAUUGUAAUUGAAGCCCUCUUCCAGAGAACUAACUUCCAGAGCAGAGAGAUUGGUAAAAGUGUAGAAUAUGGGACAGCCUUGGAAAUGUGUUAGAAAAGGAAUAUAAACCAAUAAUUUGAGUUUUUACUGCAUUGUAGUAUUAAUUUAGGAAGGUGCAAAAGAUAUAUAAAUGUGUUUUAUGUAGUUAGAAGUUUAAUAACAAGCAUUAUAAUUGAUUCAGUUGACUUUACUAAAAAUGAGACAGGCUUAAAAAUUCUCUUUAAUUAAAAAAAAGUUUUGGAAUUAAAACCAUUUAAAAAUUUAAAAAAUAUGCUUUGGUCAUGGAAAGAACUGGCUAGAGCUUUAUUUUCCCUUAUGAGUUUAAUGAAAUCAAUUUUGGAGUUUUUCAUUUUAAUUGGUAAAUUUAAGGAAGUCAUGAUAACUAACAUUUAAUGUACUGCUUACUGUUCCUGAGUACUAGUCUAUACUUAACAUUUAUUAACUCAUUUUACCCUCACAGCUACUCUAGGAGGUAGGUUAUUUCUUUCAUUUUAUAGAUUUGGAAAAUGAGGUGACCCAAGUUCAUAGUUGGUAAAUAAUUGUUGCCAGGAUUCCUAUCUAGGCCAUGUCAUUCUAGAACCAGGUUGUGAAGCCUCUCAUUUAUGGCAGCCAUUUUUGAGAUUUGGUAAUCUGAUGCAAAGGAACUGAUAUCAGAACUACCAGGGAAUUCUGCAGUGUAUCUGCUUAUGUAAUGAAGCAGAUUUGAUAAAGCCAUAUUUUAAUGUGCAUCAGGUUAUGGAGGAAACAGUUAUCUUUCUAUGUUAAAUUCAUUAUUUUCUCCCAUUGCAUUUUUCUUAGGAAUGUCUGUGUUAGAAUUGAUUAAACGCUGCCAUGUGGUAUCUGAAAGGAAAAUAAAUCUUACUGAAUUAAAUCUAUUGUCUAUUUUCUUGUAUUUGAAAGUCAUUAAUAGAUGGGAAUCUUCCUGUUGUUAGAAACAUAUUAUGGGUACAUUUUGAGUUGUUGGGCAUGUUUUUAAUGGUCUUACUAUAUUAUCUCUUUUGCUAAUGAGCUUAUUGCAUCAGAGUUAGAUAAAUCUUUAAGUACUGAUACAGAAAGCCUUCAAGUACAUAAAGAUUGAUCUAAUUUUUAGAAGUGUAUGUAUAGUAUGUACUUAAAUACUAUGUAUAGUGGGAAUCUUUUUUUUUUAAAGCAGCACAGGUGAUUGUGACUCCUGCACUAGUAGGCAACACUUCUUUUCAGUGAAGUUCCAGGUCUAAGGUAAUUUUAUAUAUGUCAGAAAAUGAUGUUAUACUAAUUAUUCUUAGCAAUGUUUGCUUUUCCUUUUUUCUUAUUUCUCUGCAAUUGUUUAUGUCAACGUGGCUUCAUUCAUACCGAUUUACCAAGGAUUGGGAGAGCAGUAUAAAAUUAGAAUCAGACAGCUGAUUGCCCUGCAGGAUGUCAUCAACUAACCCUUCAGACAGCCUGAAGGACCCUGAAAUUGCAGAACUCUUCUUCAAAGAAGAUCCAGAAAAGCUCUUCACAGAUCUCAGAGAAGUUGGCCAGGGAGGCUUUGGAACAGUGUAUUUUGCACGAGAUGUGCACACCUGUGAAGUGGUGGCUAUCAAGAAACUAUCUUAUAGUGGAAAUCGGUCUGUGGAGAAAUGGCAGGGUAUUAUUAAAGAACUCAGGUUUCUACAGAUAGUAAAACAUCCCAACAUUAUAGAAUACAAAGGCUGCUAUUUACAUGAGCACCCAGCAUGGCUUGUAAUGGAAUAUUGUUUAGAAUCUGUUUCAGAUUUGAUGGAAGUUCACGAAAAGCCAUUACAAGGAAUGGAAAUAGCAGCAAUUACACAUGGUGCUCUCCAGGGCUUAGCCUACUUACAUUCUCAUGCCAUGAUCCAUAGAGACAUCAAAGCAGGAAAUAUCCUUCUGACAGAACGAGGCCAGGUGAAACUUGCUGACUUUGGACUGGCUUCCAUGGCCUCUCCUGCCAACUCUUGUGUGGGAAUGCUGCAUUGGAUGGCCCCAGAAGUAAUUUUAGCCAAUGUUGACAACCAGUAUGAUUGCAAAGUAGAUGUAUGGUCUCUUGGAAUAACAUGUAUUGAACUAGCGGAAAGGGAGCCUCCUUUAUGUGAAAUGAGACUAAGUGCCUUCUGGCCCAUAGUCGAAAAUGAAUCCCCUACACUACAGUCUAAUGAAUGGUCUGAUUGUUUUUGCAAGUUUGUAGAUUCUUGCCUCCAGAAAAUCCCUCAAGAUCGCCCUACAUCAAAGGAACUUUUAAAGCACACAUUUGUUCUUCGGGAGCACCCUACAACAGUGUUAAUAGAUCUCAUUCAAAGGGCAAAGGAUGCAGAAAGAGAGCUGGACAAUCUGCAGUAUCAAAUGAAGAAGGUCCAUUCCCAGGAGGCACAUAAUGGACCAGCAGUAGAAGCACAGGAAGAAGAAGAGGAACUAGAUUACAGUGUUGGAUGGAAAGGGACAGUGAAUAGUGUUGAAAGUCAUCAGGCUGUUCCCAGUAUGUCCAGCGGGGCCAGUAGUCAAAGCACUAGUGUCAGCUGUCUUCCAGAUGCCUCAGAUGAUGAGAGAGAGCAAGACAUGAUGGAGGGAAACCACCCAGUCAUGCCUAGUAGUUCUGUCAUCGAUUUAAAACCUGUUACAAGGCAAAUGCCAGAACACGAGCACAAAACUCAGCUCAGAGAACAAAUGUCUGGCUGUAAGAGAAUGACGCAGCAACAUCAAAAACAGCUGGUGAAUCUGGAAAAUAAGCUAAAGGCUGAGAUGGAUGAGCAUCGCCUCAGAUUAGAGAAAGAUCUGGAAACUCAGCAUAACAACUUUGCUGCAAAAAUGAAGAAACUUAUCAAGAAACAUCAGGCUGCUAUGGAAAAAGAGGCUAAAGUGAUGGCCAAUGAGGAGAAAAAAUUUCAUAAACGUAUUCAGGCCCAACAGAAGAAAGAACUGAAUAGCUUUUUGAAGUCUCAGAAGAGAGAAUAUAAACUUCGAAAGAAACAGCUUAAGGAGGAGCUGCAUGUAAACCAGAGCACCCCAAAUAAAGGAAAACAGGAAUGGCUUUCAAAGCAGAAAGAUAAUAUACAGCAUUUCCAAGCAGAGGAAACGACUAAUCUUUUUCAACGUCAGGGACAGUACAUAGAGCUGCAGUGCCAUCGCUUCAAAAGAGAAAUGUUACUUGGGCACUAUAACUUGGAGCAGGACCUUGUCAGGGAGGAGUUAAAUAAGAGGCAGUCUCAAAAGGACUUAGAGCAUGCAAUGUUACUGCGACAGCACAAAUCCAUGCAAGAACUGGAGUUCCACCACCUCAACACAGUGCAGAAGAUGCGCCGUGAGUUGAUGAGACUGCAGCAUCAAACCGAGCUCACUAACCAGCUGGAGCGUAAUAAACGGAGAGAGCGAGAACUAAGGCGAAAGCAUGUCCUGGAGGUUCAACAGCAGUCUAAGAGUCUGAAGCCACGUUUGGAUGAAGCACAGAAGGCAGAGUGCCAGGCUUUGAAAAUGCAGCUGCAGCAGGAAGUGGAACUAUUGAAUACAUAUCAGAGGAAAAUUAAGAUGCAGGCUGAGGCACAACAUGAUCAAGAGCUUCAGGAGCUUGAACAGAGGGUCUCCCUCCACAGGGCACUCUUACAACAAAAGAUUAAAGAAGAGGUAUUGACAUUGCAGAAUGAAUGCACUGAAUGGAUACGAAGCCUGCUGGAGUGUCAAGCAAGAGAAAUGGAAGCUUUCAACUGUGACAGCAUGAGACUAGGUUCUACUAACGUGGUCCUUUCUAACCUUGCCCCUGAGGCAUUCAGCCACAGCUCCCCUGGAGCUUCUGGGUGGCCUCACCAUCCUACUGGGGGUCCAGGACAUCACCGGGGGCAUCCCAUAGGUGGCCCACCACAAGCCUGGGGCCAUCCAAUGCAAGGUGGGCCCAGCCAAGGGGGUCACCCUUCUGGGCCAAUGCAAGGGAUACCCUGAGGAAGCAGUAUGGGAGUUCGCAGUAGCCCUCAGGUUCUGAGGCAGACAGCUGCUGGGGGAUGGAUGGAACAGGGCAUGAACAGAAGCACAAGUGUCACUUCACAAAUAUCCAGUGGGUCACACAUCUUCCACGUAACUUAAUAACUGAGAAUGACAAUUCCACUGGAGCUGUCCGCCACAAGAAACCGCUUACAGACAUCAUCCCAGCAGCCACCUCACUUGGUUACUACCGUGCAGAAGCUGAGGGAAUAUUGUAUAUUUUAUUCAUUUUUGUGAAGCGUUCUGUUUUGUGUUUACUAAUUGGGAUGUCAUAGUAUAGUACUUAGCUGUGGGGUUUGUGUUUUGUUUUGUUUUUAACUUCUGGGGAAAUUUUACAAAAAGGAAUUGUGUACAUGUGUUUAUCAAAUACGCACACACACACAUAAUGCACGUGGUAAAAAGAAACUGCCUAGAUAGGGGGUAUUUUCUGAAAACCGCAAUAACAGAAUUCAGCGAAGUGGCUUGAGUCAUCAUUUUUGGGCAACUCUAUCCUAAGAAAUUUGUGAAAAGAUCUAAAGCCUUUCUCUGUAUACCCCAGGUUCUUAUGAGUCACUCACAGCAGGCAGCAUAUGCUAAAACAAGUUAUUAUGGAAAUACACCUGUAUCCCCUCACCAAUGUAUUUUGUUUAUUAAAGAAAUGUAUUUU
This is a messenger RNA of Manis pentadactyla (Chinese pangolin), 5101 nucleotides long. Its product is annotated as serine/threonine-protein kinase TAO1-like. Gene Ontology annotation, molecular function: protein kinase activity; ATP binding. The record is from RefSeq and is a predicted model, not a curated record. Lineage: Eukaryota; Metazoa; Chordata; Mammalia; Pholidota; Manidae. Gene Ontology annotation, biological process: protein phosphorylation; execution phase of apoptosis.